UUGUCCAGUCAGGCUCUGUUUUGAAUGUAGCUGCUUGUGUUAAUGCUGUGCAGUUGUCUGGGUUUAUGGAUUCGCUGACUGUGGAAAAUGUACUUCUCUGUAGUGGUCCUUGUCCUGACUAAGGCUCUGGUCACAGAGGUAUGUCAUGGCCUGAACGUGACAGUGACCCCUGGGCCUGUUGUCAUGGUAACAGAGAGAGACAACGUGACACUCUCCUGCCUGGUAUCUCAGAGGAAGAGGAGUGGCAGCGUCCUCAUCCUACGCUGGUUCUUUUCCCCUCUCGCUGCUCCCACCCUGGCACCUCCUCCCCCCUCUCCAUCCCCGUCUCCUCCUGCACCCGAGCCCCCCCAGUUUCUGAUUGUGAAGCUGGGCAUAAAGAAAAUUAAGCUCUAUGGGAACUUCACCCGUCGUUUCCCUCAGUUUAAGUUUCGUCUGUACGAGGACACUGAGGGAGAGCUGUACCGGUUGCGGAUCCUCAAUGUGACGGGGGUAAACCAGGGUUUCUAUACCUGCAAAGUUCAGGAGAUCCGCAAACACAGAACCACAUGGAGGGCAACUUCCAAUGGCACCAGCACCACACAGCUGACAGUGCACUUCACCUAUGAAGAUGGUAGCAGUGAAGGACUGUGGCGUUUAUUUGCAGAUGUGUAUCUGUGCGCUGUGCUGAUUUGCUCACUGGGCCUGCUGUCUAUCUUCCUGUUCACUCUGGUUCUCACCGGCCAGUACUUUUACAGAAGACACAGGCUCAAAGCCAGCUACCUUCUGGUCAAGUGUCCAGAAAGCAGCUCAGGAGAGACUGUAACCAGCUCCAUCAGUUCCUCCAGCUCUUCCCCAAAAGCUCAAAGGAAAGCCACAAGACAGAAACCUGACAGAAGAGUAGCAAUAACACCACCUAAACUCCCCGCGGAGCCACCACCACACAUACCAGCUAAAGUGCCUGUUGCUGCAAAGAGACCUCAGAAGCCCAGAAGGUUAAAGGCUCACAUCAGGAGUUCUGCCACUCCUCGAGUACCACAGGAUGAUAGUCUGACAUAUGCAGAACUGGAGCUGGUCAGACCGAGGCCAGAGCCCCCAGCCUCCUCCAGCCCUGACCCCACUCCCUCCAGCCCGGACACUGUGUACGCUCAGAUCCUCUUCCAAGAAAAACAGCUGUAAACACAGCAGCUCUGGACGCAUGGAUGUCAUGGUACCUCCCGAUGAGGGCAACUGAACUGAGUGGCAACCAAAGGACUAUAUUUAUGAACUAUCAGUAUGACAUUUAGCAUUUGUUUUUUGGCUGUAAGUAUGCUACAACUGUUGGUAAAUGAGGUUUUUGUUUCCUCGGCUCAGUUCCAUUCCAGCACAGCAGUUUUCGGGUCUUAUAAUUCUGUUGUUUUGUUUGUUGGCAUUGCUGGCCUGUGAGCCAGAUGUUUAUAAGAACGCUCAUACUGUUAACUAUUCUGUAUAAACUCAGGAGACUGUGUGGAAAGAAACUGUUGUCCAGGCUCUCUUACUGCAGUAUCAUAAGGCACUGUAACACUUUUCAAAUGCUUGUAUAAAUACAGUACUAAUACACCAAAUUAAUAAAUAUAUGCCUGGGUGUGAUAUU
Molecule: messenger RNA, 1588 nt
Organism: Centropristis striata (black sea bass)
Lineage: Eukaryota; Metazoa; Chordata; Actinopteri; Perciformes; Serranidae
Gene: vstm4a
Product: V-set and transmembrane domain containing 4a
Exons: 8
Coding region: 88-1155 (355 amino acids)
Source: RefSeq, a predicted model, not a curated record